Molecule: messenger RNA, 4356 nt
Organism: Alnus glutinosa
Lineage: Eukaryota; Viridiplantae; Streptophyta; Magnoliopsida; Fagales; Betulaceae
Exons: 4
Coding region: 577-4224 (1215 amino acids)
Cellular component (GO): eukaryotic translation initiation factor 4F complex
Molecular function (GO): translation initiation factor activity; protein binding; mRNA binding
Source: RefSeq, a predicted model, not a curated record
UACCUUUAUUGUACGAAGUAUGCCAUCUGAUUCAAGGAAAGAACAGAAAAGAAAAAGGAAGAACAGAAACUUAUAGUUUGUGUUUCCCAAUACCCUCUUAAAGCCUCUCUCUCAUUCUCUCAUGUAAUCUUAAUGGUUAUCUUCGCAGGGCCCUAAUUAUCCCAGUAAACACCAUGCCAUUGCCAGGUAAUCAGGAACUGAUGAUGCACAAAGCUGAGAAGAAAUAUGAAGUGGGUAAAGUGGCGGAUGAGGAACAGGCAAAGCAAAGGCAAAUAAGAGCUAUUUUAAACAAACUUACUCCAACGAACUUUGAGAAACUUUUUGAGCAAGGGAAAGCACUUAACAUUGACAAUGCUGCCACUCUAACUGGUGUCAUCUCACAGAUAUUUGACAGAGCUUUAAUGGAGCCUACUUACUGUGAGAUGUAUGUAACUUUCUGUUGUCAUCUGGCUAUGAAGUUUCCUGAUUUCAAUGAAGACAAUGAAAAGAUAACUUUUAAGAGAGUGCUUCUGAACAAGUGCCAGGAGGAAUUUGAGAGGGGGGAAAGAGAGCAAGAAGAAGAAGCUAAUAAAGCUGAUGAAGAGGGUCAGAUCAAACAGUCUGCAGAGGAAAGAGAAGAGAGUUAAGGCUAGAAGAAGAAUGUUGGGUAACAUUAGAUUAAUUGGGGAGUUGUACAAGAAGAAAAUGUUGACUGAACGAAUAAUGCACGCAUGCAUACAGAAAUUUCUGGGUCAGUAUCAGGAUCCUGAUGCAGAAGAUGUUGAAGCUUUGUGCAAAUUGAUGAGUACUAUUGGAGAGAUGAUCGACCAUGAAAAAGCUAAGGAGCAUAUGGAUAUAUAUUUUGAGAGAAUGAAGACAUUAUCCAAUAAUAUGUAUUUAUCUUCUAGGGUCAGGUUCAUGUUGAAGGAUGCAAUUGAUUUGAGAAAGAAUAAAUGGCAGCAGAGGAGAAAAGUUGAAGGGCCGAAAAAGAUUGAGGAAGUGCACAGAGAUGCUGCUCAAGAACAACAGGCGCAAGUUAGCGGGUUGGGUCAUGCUUCAAGCAUAAGCCAGUCAGCAAGAGGCGCACCUAUGGAUUUUGGUUCAAGAGGAUCAACGAUGCUGUCUUCCCCAAACGCUCAAAUGGAUGGUUACCGUGGAGUACCGCCUACACAGGAUGUUCGGUCGGAAGAAAUACUGUCUUAUGAGGCUGGUAAUCAGGAACUGAUGAUGCACAAAGCUGAGCAGAAAUAUGAAGUGGGUAAAGUGGUGGAUGAGGAACAGGCAAAGCAAAGGCAAAUAAGAGCUAUUUUAAACAAACUUACUCCAACGAACUUUGAGAAACUUUUUGAGCAAGGGAAAGCAGUUAACAUUGACAAUGCUGCCACUCUAACAGGUGUCAUCUCACAGAUAUUUGACAGAGCUUUAAUGGAGCCUACUUACUGUGAGAUGUAUGUAACUUUCUGUUGUCAUCUGGCCAUGGAGUUUCCUGAUUUCAAUGAAGACAAUGAAAAGAUAACUUUUAAGAGAGUGCUUCUGAACAAGUGCCAGGAGGAAUUUGAGAGGGGGGAAAGAGAGCAAGAAGAAGAAGCUAAUAAAGCUGAUGAAGAGGGUCAGAUCAAACAGUCUGCAGAGGAAAGAGAAGAGAAGAGAGUUAAGGCUAGAAGAAGAAUGUUGGGUAACAUUAGAUUAAUUGGGGAGUUGUACAAGAAGAAAAUGUUGACUGAACGAAUAAUGCACGCAUGCAUACAGAAAUUUCUGGGUCAGUAUCAGGAUCCUGAUGCAGAAGAUGUUGAAGCUUUGUGCAAAUUGAUGAGUACUAUUGGAGAGAUGAUCGACCAUGAAAAAGCUAAGGAGCUUAUGGAUAUAUAUUUUGAGAGAAUGAAGACAUUAUCCAAUAAUAUGUAUUUAUCUUCUAGGGUCAGGUUCAUGUUGAAGGAUGCAAUUGAUUUGAGAAAGAAUAAAUGGCAGCAGAGGAGAAAAGUUGAAGGGCCGAAAAAGAUUGAGGAAGUGCACAGAGAUGCUGCUCAAGAACAACAGGCGCAAGUUAGCGGGUUGGGUCAUGCUUCAAGCAUAAGCCAGUCAGCAAGAGGCGCACCUAUGGAUUUUGGUUCAAGAGGAUCAAUGGCGCUGUCUUCCCCAAACGCUCAAAUGGAUGGUUACCGUGGAGUACCGCCUACUCUGGAUGUUUGGUCGGAAGAAAUACUGUCUUAUGAGGCUGGUAAUUUGGAACUCAUGAUCAAAGAUCUAACCUUGACCAACCAGUUAUUACUGAGAAAAUUCGAGCAGUGGCAAUGGUGGUUUUUGGUGGCACUAAACAUUUUCUUCCUCACUGUGGGCCAAUCUGCUGUUGUUCUUAUUGGGAGAUUUUAUUAUGUCCAGGGCGGAAAUGGUAAAUGGAUGGCUACUCUUGUUCAAACUGCUGGCUUCCCAAUCCUUUUCAUCCCACUAUUUCUUACUCCUUCCUCUCAGCAACCUUCAACUUCUUUGGCCCUACCCUCUAUUAAAAUUCAUGCCUUGAUCUACUUCUCUCUUGGAGUUCUGAUAUCUGGUGACAACAUGAUGCAUUCUGUUGGACUCUUGUACCUUCCUGCCUCUACUUACUCCCUCAUAUGUGUAUCCCAAUUAGCUUUUAAUGCGGUUUUCUCUUACUUCAUCAAUUCUCAGAAGUUCACUGCUUCAAUUGUUAACUCUCUGGUUGUCCUCUCAUUAUCUGCUGCCCUGAUUGCAGUAAAUGAAGACUCUGAAGCACCAUCAGGAGUUUCUAGUUGGAAAUAUAUCACUUGCGUCCUUUGUACCCUAGGAGCUUCUGCACUUUCCUCUCUUUUGCUUUCCCUGAUGCAGCUUUCCUUCCAAAAGGUUCUAAGAAGGGAAACAUUUUCUGUGGUUUUGGAAAUGCAAAUCUAUACAUCUCUUGUUGCCACUUGUGUUUCUAUUGUGGGUCUUUUUGCAAGUGGGGAGUGGAAGAGUUUGCAUGGGGAAAUGGAGGGUUUUGGUGCAGGAAGAGUUUCUUAUGUAAUGACUUUGGUGUGGACUGCUGUGGCUUGGCAGAUUUGUUCAGUUGGUGUUGUGGGCUUGAUUUUUAUGGUGUCAUCUCUCUUCUCCAAUGUUGUCAGUACUUCCUCUUUGGCUGUUACUCCUAUUGCUACUAUGGUACUUUUCCAUGACAAGAUGAAUGGCGUCAAGGUAAUUGCUAUGCUUUUGGCUAUCUGGGGUUUUGCAUCUUAUAAUUAUCAGAAUUAUCUUUAUGAUUCUGAGGCAAGUAAAACGCAAAAGGCAAGGAGAAAACAAAAGGAUGUUAGUACUACCAAUAUUCAAAAGAAGGGUUCAAUUCCUUCUCCUCAAACUCCAUUACUGAUGAUGCACAAAGCUGAGAAGAAGUAUGAAGUGGGUGAAGUGGCGGAUGAGGAAGAGGCAAAGCAAAGGCCAAUAAGAGCUAUUUUAAACAAACUCACUCCAACGAACUUUGAGAAACUUAUUGUGCAAGUGAAAGCAAUUAACAUUGACAAUGCUGCCACUCUAACUAGUUUCGUCUCACAGAUCUUUGACAGAGCUUUAAUGGAGCCUAUUUACUGUGAGAUGUAUGUAAAUUUUUGUUGUCAUUUGGCCGGGGAGUUGCCUGAUUUCAAUGAAGAUAAUGAAAAGUUGACUUUCAAGAGAGUUCUUUUGAACAAGUGCCAGGAGGAAUUUGAGAGGGGGGAAAGAGAGCAAGAAGAAGCUAAUAAAGCUGAGGAAGAGGGUGAGAUCAAACAGUCUGCAGAGCAAAGAGAAGAGAAGAGAGUUAAGGCUAGAAGAAGAAUGUUGGGUAACAUUAGAUUAAUUGGGGAGUUGUACAAGAAGAAAGUAUUGACUGAACGAAUAAUGCACGCAUGCAUACAGAAAUUGUUGGGUCAGUAUCAGGAACCUGAUGAAGAAGAUCUUGAAGCUUUGUGCAAAUUGAUGAGUACUAUUGGGGAGAUGAUCGACCAUCAAAAAUAUAAGGACCAUAUGGAUGCAUAUUUUGAUAGAAUGAAGGCAUUAUCCAAUAAUAUGAAUUUAUCUUCUAGGGUCAGGUUCAUGUUGAAGGAUGCAAAUGAUUUGAGAAAGAAUAAAUGGCAGCAGAGGAGAAAAGUUGAAGGGCCAAAUUUUAUUUCAGAUGUCCACACAGAUGCUUCUACUACUCCUGGACCUCAAGGUGGUCUUGGGAGAGGACCACCGGCAAUUUCUAGUGCUCCUGUGGCUGAUAUGCCUUCUAAAACUCUACAUUAGGUGUUUUGUGCAAGUAACAGAAAUAUCCUAAUCCUAUUGCACUGGCAAUGAGUAAUUGUAUGUACAAUGAAAAUGAUAUUUUGCCUCUAAAUUUGGUGCUAAAUCGAGACAGUGAGUGAGAUUUGUGCUUAA